Molecule: messenger RNA, 258 nt
Organism: Prunus armeniaca (apricot)
Lineage: Eukaryota; Viridiplantae; Streptophyta; Magnoliopsida; Rosales; Rosaceae
Source: the annotation of a GenBank genome assembly
AUGGGAUCUUCCCUAGGAUUUCUCAUGAAGAAUCGUUUCAAGGGGCUUGGAAUAUUCAGAAGCAAGAAUUUCAUGGUGAUAAGCAGUCUGUUGCCUGUGUAUGAUCCUAUUUGUUCUCUAAUUGAGCAUUCGAGGGAUCUAGAUGCAAUUGAGGUUCAAGAGGUGGUUGCCUCAUUGAAGAGCUUUGCACAAAGGUUGGAGAGACAUCAUGAGAACAAGACUGAGAAGGCUUUUGCUAGUCUGAGUGUAGAUUCCUAA